This is a messenger RNA of Calliphora vicina (urban bluebottle blowfly), 1734 nucleotides long. RefSeq lists its product as uncharacterized. The coding region runs from base 1 to 1734 and encodes 577 amino acids. The transcript is spliced from 4 exons. NCBI's taxonomy places the organism in Eukaryota, Metazoa, Arthropoda, Insecta, Diptera, Calliphoridae. The record is from RefSeq and is a predicted model, not a curated record.
AUGGCAGGCCGAACUCAAGGUCGAACUCAAGGUCAAACUCAAGGUCGAACUCAAGGUCAAACUCAAGUUCAAACACAAGGUCGAACUCAAGGUCAAACUAAAGGUCAAAGUCAAACUCAAGGUCAAACUCAAGGUCUCACUCAAGGUGAAACUAAAGAUCGAACUCAAGGUCAAACUCAAGGUCGAACUCAAGGACAAACUCAAGGUCAAACUCAAGGUCACACUCAAGGUCAAACUCAAGGUCAAACUGAAGUUCAAACUCAACGUCAAACUCAAGGUCAGACUCAAGGUCACUCUCAAGGCCAAACUCAAGGACAAACUAAAGGUCGAACUCAAGGUCGAACUCAAGGUCAAACUCAAGGUCAAACUCAAGGACAAACUCAAGGUCAAAGUCAAGGUCAAAGUCAAGGUCAAACUCAAGGUCAAACUCAAGGUCAAACUCAAGGUCAAACUCAAGGUCAAACUCAAGGUCAAACUCAAGGUCAAACUCUAGGUCACACUCAAGGUCAAACUAAAGGUCAAACUCAAGGUCAAACUAAAGGUCGAACUCAAGGUCAUACUCAAGGUCAAACUCAAGGUCAAACUCAAGGUCACACUCAAGGUCAAACUCAAGGUCAUACUCAAGGUCAAACUCAAGGUCAAACUCAAGGUCAAACUCAAGGUCAAACUCAAGGUCAAACUCAAGGUCAAACUCAAGGUCACACUCAAGGUCAAACUCAGGGUCACACUCAAGGUCAAACUCAAGGUCACACUCAAGGUCACACUCAAGGUCACACUCAAGGUCAAACUCAGGGUCACACUCAAGGUCGAACUCAAGGUCGAACUCAAGGUCAAACUCAAGGUCACACUCAGGGUCACACUCAAGGUCAAACUCAAGGUCACACUCAAGGUCACACUCAAGGUCACAAUCAAGGUCAAACUCAGGAUCAAACUCAAGGUCAAACUCAAGGUCAAACUCAAGGUCACACUCAAGGUCAAGCUCAGGGUCACACUCAAGGUCAAACUCAAGGUCACACUCAAGGUCACACUCAAGGUCACAAUCAAGGUCAAACUCAGGAUCAAACUCAAGGUCAAACUCAAGGUCAAACUCAAGGUCAAACUCAAGGUCACACUCAAGGUCACACUCAAGGUCAAACUCAAGGUCAAACUCAAGGUCACACUCAAGGUCACACUCAAGGUCACACUCAAGGUCAAACUCAAGGUCAAACUCAAGGUCAAACUAAAGGUCGAACUCAAGGUCGAACUCAAGGUCAAACUCAAGGUCGAACUCAAGGUCGAACUCAAAGGCAAACUCAAGGUCAAACUGAAGUUCAAACUCAAGGUCAAACUCAAGGUCAAACUAAAGGUCGAACUCAAGGUCAAACUCAAGGUCAAACUCAAGGUCAAACUAAAGGUAAAACUCAAGGUCAAACUCAAGGUCAAACUCAAGGUCAAACUCAAGGUCAAACUCAAGGUCGAACUCAAGGUCAAACUCAAGAUCAAACUCAGGGUCAAACUCAAGGUCAAACUCAAGGUCGAACUGAAGUUCAAACUCAAGGUCAAACUCAAGGUCAAACUAAAUGUCGAACUCAAGGUCAAACUCAAGGUCAAACUCAAGGUCAAACUCAAGGUCAAACUUUAGGUCAAACUAAAGGUCAAAGUCAAGGUCAUACUCAGGAUCAAACUCAAGGUCGAACUCAAGGUCAAACUCAUGGUCAAACUCAAGGUCAAGUCAAGUCAAUGGAUCGUGAUUAA